AUGAGGGUCCCGUCUUCUCUUAUCAGUGGCCUACAGAGCCUCUCGCUUGUUGGCGUCCUUGGUCAGGCCGCUGUGGUAGGCGCUAACCCACUCCCGCCCAAGGCCGCAAGGGCGGUUGUCGCAGACGGUGUAGCGUCCCUCCAGGACGGAAGCGUUAAGGGCUUUACCGAUUCCAAUGGCAAUUCCGUCUUUCUUGGAAUCCCAUUUGCUGCAACUACCGGAGGACAGAACCGAUGGAAGGCUCCUCAAGAUGCAAGGAGACUGAAGAAGGGCGAGGUGCUCAAUGCCACAAAGUACGGGCCAACAUGCCCGCAAGCAAUCACCACCACGACGUGGUCCCAGCAAGGCGAGGAUUGCCUGAACCUCAACAUCUGGGCACCACCACCACCGCCAUCAGCAGAUGGCAGUUCUGGUCUUCCUGUCUUUGUGUACAUGUAUGGCGGCGCCAUGGUGACAGGAUCCAGCAGCAACCCCCAACUCGUCGGCAGCAAUUUUGCCAGCAAGGGUGUUAUCUUUGUUAGCUUUAACACACGUGAAAGCCUGUGGGCCUACCCUAAUUCGGCCGAACUGGCGGGAGGCAAUGAGUCGCAAAACUUUGGCAUCCUGGAUGUUGACAAGGCCUUGCAAUGGGUCCGUGACAACAUUGCCCAGUUUGGUGGCAACCCCGACCAUGUUGUCUUCGGAGGUCACUCCUCUGGCUCUGUACAGGUCGACCAUUACCUAUGGAACCACCCUGAUACUUGGCUUGCCGGUGCGGUUCAGAUGGCGGCCAACGCAAAGUCGGGUCCGGCUGUGGCACCUACCAACCAAGCCCUUGAUAUCGUCGCAAAGGAAGUCAACUGCCCUGUUGGUGCGGGUCAGCUUGACUGUCUCCGCAAGGUCGACAUGUACGCUUUCCAAACUGCUGGCUUCAACUCCACCUACAACACGUACUUUACUCCAGUGGUCGACGAGAAGACCCGCUACCAGGACUACGAGGCUCGCUUCGCAGCCGGCAAAUAUGCGUCUCAUGUUCCUCUCCUGACAGGUAACUCUGACAAGGAGGGAGCUGUGUUCAGUUUAGUUUAUGGUGGAGAGAACACCGACUUUUCCAAGUGGAUCAACACAUUCGAUGCCGAUGUUGCCAACAUCCCAGAUGAGGUCCUUUUGAAUGCAUACAACGCUGCAGACUUCAGCAGUGUCUCGGCAAUGAGCGGCGCCCAGUACGGCGACGCGCGCUUCUUCUGCCCCGUCGACUACCUCGUUGAUGUGCGUAGCCAGAAGCAGGAUACCUGGAUCUACCGCUUCUUUGGCGACUAUGCCAACAUCCUUCCUCUGCCCGUCUCCCCACCCACCCACGGUGCUGAGAUUCCAUUCUUCUUCGGCGGCAAUGAUGCCUUUACUGGUGUCGAGAACGUGAGCGCAGAGGAGCAGGCCCUCGCCGACUUCCAGAACGACUGGUUUGUAAACUUUAUCAAGAACCCCAAGGCCGGUCCUGGAUGGGCCAAGGCCUCUCCCAAGAGUGGUGCCAUUGGAAAGUUGGGCGUACCAGGAAACGAGCUCGAAAUCGAGGUUAGCAACACUGCUGAUUUCAACGCAAGGUGCCAGAGUGUGUAUAAGCCGUACUUGCCGUUGUAUCCUGUUGUCCAGAGCGUAUCUGGCAGCAACUAG
Molecule: messenger RNA, 1650 nt
Organism: Bipolaris victoriae FI3
Lineage: Eukaryota; Fungi; Ascomycota; Dothideomycetes; Pleosporales; Pleosporaceae
Exons: 3
Coding region: 1-1650 (549 amino acids)
Source: RefSeq, a predicted model, not a curated record